AUGUCUAAACUCCUCCUCUGUUUUAUUUUCUUCUUCUCAUGCUCUCAACUUCUUUCCUCUUUUUCGAAUUCCACUAAACCAUUAUGCCCUCAUGAUCAGACCCUUGCUUUGCUCCAGCUUAAGCAAUCAUUUUCUAUCAAAAAUUCCAGUUCUUCGGAUUGCGAUAGCUAUGGUGUCACGUCUUAUCCCAAAACAGAGUCUUGGAAGAAGGGUAGUGAUUGUUGCUCAUGGGAUGGGGUCACAUGUGAUAAGGUAACAGGCCAUGUAAUUGGGCUGGACCUCAGUUGCAGCUGGCUCUUUGGCAUCAUCCAUUCCAAUAGUACCCUCUUCCUCUUUCCUCGCCUGCGAAGGCUCAACCUUGCUUUCAAUGACUUCAAUUACUCCUCUGUUUCAGCUGGGUUUGGCCGCUUCUCAACCUUGAUGCAUCUCAAUCUCUCCUACUCUGGAUUUUCAGGCCUAAUUGCACCAGAAAUCUCUCACCUCUCCACCUUGGUUUCACUCGAUCUGUCUGAGAAUUAUGGAGUAGAGUUUGCCCCGCAUGGCUUCAAUUCUCUGGUUCAAAAUUUAACCAAACUGCAGAAGCUUCACCUUAGAGGGCGUUCCAAAAUCAAAUCCCCAUUCAUGAGCCUAAGAAUCAUUGAUCUUGCUCACAAUGAUUUCGAGGGUGACUUGCCUGAAAUGUAUUUGAGAAGUUUGAAAGCGACAAUGAAUGUAGAUGAACGCAACAUGACAAGAAAAUAUAUGGGAGAAUAUUAUUAUCAAGAUUCCGUCAUGGUGACAAUCAAGGGAUUGGAGAUUGAAUUUGUGAAGAUCUUGAAGGCUUUCACAACAAUUGAUUUAUCAAGCAACAAAUUCCAAGGAGAGAUUCCAGAGUCCAUUGGAAAUCUUAAUUCACUUCGAGGGCUCAAUUUAUCCCAUAACAACCUUACAGGACAUAUUCCAUCAUCUUUCGGAAAUUUGAAGUUGCUUGAAUCAUUGGACCUUUCUUCAAACAAGCUCAUUGGAAGAAUUCCUCAAGAAUUAACAAGUUUAACAUUUCUUGAAGUUUUGAAUCUUUCCCAAAACCAUCUAACUGGAUUUAUACCUCGAGGUAAUCAGUUUGAUACAUUUGAAAAUGAUUCAUACAACGGGAACUCAGGGCUAUGUGGAUUUCCAUUGUUGAAGAAAUGCACAACUGAUGAAACACUAGAGCCUUCACAAGAAGUGGAUGCAGAGUUUGAAGGUGGAUUUGAUUGGAAAAUCACAUUGAUGGGAUAUGGAUGUGGAUUGGCAAUUGGCUUUUCUCUUGGGUGUCUCAUUUUCUCAACUGAGAAACCUAAAUGGUUGGCAACGAUGGUUGAAGAGAACAUUCACAAGAAGAUCAAAAGGUCUAAAAGAUGCACUUGCAAGAGAGGAGCAAGAAGGAACUAGCACAUUCCAAUUGCAUUGUAUUUUGUGUUAUGUUUUACAAAUAGAUUUUACAUUUGUUAGUAAAUAAUCUACUUGUUAUUAUAAAAGUGUAAUAUUGUUUGUAAAAUUAAAAUAAUGUUAUUUUCUUUU
This is a messenger RNA of Vitis riparia (riverbank grape), 1539 nucleotides long. Its product is annotated as receptor-like protein 9DC3. The transcript has 2 exons. Lineage: Eukaryota; Viridiplantae; Streptophyta; Magnoliopsida; Vitales; Vitaceae. Gene Ontology annotation, molecular function: protein binding. The coding region runs from base 1 to 1410 and encodes 469 amino acids. The record is from RefSeq and is a predicted model, not a curated record.